AUGAGUGUAUGGAUAUUUGAAAAGACCAGCGCAGAUGCAGCAUCUCAGCCUCUGGAACAAACAGAAAACCGUUCAUCCCUGAAUGACUGCAGUUCACAGGAGAACGGAGAGGACAAAGAGCUACAGCCCAAGAGAAAGAGUCUGGAGGACUUCAAGUUCCUCAGUGUACUCGGAAGGGGUACAUUUGGGAAUGUGAUUUUGUCUGAGCACAAAGGCACCGAUGAGGUGUACGCGCUGAAGAUUAUAAAGAAGGACAACAUUUGGGCACAUGAUGUCAUCGGCUACACCCUUAGGGAGAAACGCGUCCUGACUCUGGCCAGUGAUCACCCCUACCUCACCCACCUGUUCUGCAGCUUCCAGACCAGUGAUUCAUUGUGCUUCGCGAUGGAAUAUGUGAACGGAGGAAAUCUUGCUUUCCACAUUUCUCAGUCACAUGGGUUUGAUGAACCUCGCACCCGAUUUUACGCUGCCGAGAUCGCCUGUGCCCUCAUGUUCCUCCACGGAAAGGGGAUUAUUCACAGAGAUCUCAAACCCGAAAACAUCCUUUUAGAUGCCGAUGGCCACUGCAAGCUGGUAGACUUUGGCCUAUGCAUGGAGGGCAUAGUGGAUGGCAAGACGACCAACUCGUUUUGUGGCACACCCGACUACACCUCGCCAGAGAUGAUCCAGAGUUUGAAUUACGGCACGUCGGUGGAUUGGUGGGCCCUGGGCGUGAUCAUGUUCCAGAUGAUGACGGGCUACAAGCCGUUUCAUGACGAUAACCAGGAGGAUAUGCACGAGUCCAUCGUCACAGCUGAACCGGAUUACCCGUCAAACCUCAGCAAGAAGGCGGUCAGCGUCCUGAAAGCAUUCCUGGAGAAGAACCCCAAGAAUCGUCUCGGCUGCGUGGAGUCCCAGGGCAAGGAGAACGCCAUCAAAGUUCACCCUUUCUUCAAAAAGAUCAAAAGGGCCCUGCUGGAACAGAGGAAGAUCACACCCCCAUUUCAGCCACAGAUUAUGUCAAAGAGGGACGUGAAUAAUUUUGAAGUUUUCACCUUUCAGGGGACCAAGCAUUCUCAAGAGGACCUUUCCUUCUUCAUCCAGUCCAUCAAAGAGGAGUUUGAUGGCUUCUCCUUCAUUAACACAAAAUAUGAACUUUUUAUCAUUUUAAAGUGA
Tachysurus vachellii is the source of this 1155-nucleotide messenger RNA. RefSeq names its product protein kinase C epsilon type-like. Gene Ontology annotation, biological process: protein phosphorylation. The transcript is spliced from 2 exons. Gene Ontology annotation, molecular function: ATP binding; protein serine/threonine kinase activity. The record is from RefSeq and is a predicted model, not a curated record. NCBI's taxonomy places the organism in Eukaryota, Metazoa, Chordata, Actinopteri, Siluriformes, Bagridae. Bases 1 to 1155 code for a protein of 384 amino acids.